AUGGCAACUGAGUCACCCAAGGAGCGAUCCGAUGAAGCUAUUGUAACUUCUGACCACGAGCCUGCUAUCCAGAUUGAUACCAACUCGCACAAUGUCGGCCUCGACCGAUCGCACGUAAACGGCGACGGCCCGGCCAGCGCUGGGACGGACGAAAUUGCGAACAAGCAUAUUUCAGACAUUGUCGACGAUCUAGUGCACUCGUCAGAAGUUAGCAUUAGUGGAGGAUCCGACAACGAGGCAUCCCGCGGCGAUGCGACAAAGGACAAGGGUCAUGGUCGAACUUCAUCUACUGUGAAGAAGCCCGCUUCAUUCAAGUCCAUCAGUGUCAAUAAAACCUUUCUCACUACCAAGGGCACCGCAACUGUUGCGUCCAAGCCCGGCGACAAGCUAGCGGCAGCCGCCGGCUCCGCGCCCGGUGCUCCGAGUGGUGGAUUGGUGAUACCACGCCCCCGGUUAAUCGCAAAGACAGGCAGCGGCCUGGUCACCAAGUCCUCGUCAACUGCGAAUGGCCGGAAAGCAGGGUCGGCACCUGAUCCGAGUGUGGUUUGGAACAAGAACCGACCUGUACCCCCACCCGAACCAAAGAAGUAUACGGAUGAGGAGUUGAAAAAAUACGGCAUCCAUAUGGCUACCCGUCUGGCUCCGGAUGGUGCCAAAGGCCAGGCAAACUGGGCCGAUAUUGAUGACGACGACGAGGAUUGGGCUCCUGAGACGAUUACCUGGAAGGACGGAACUAAGAUUUCCAUCCCCCACACCGAGGAGCCGGCGCCAGUACCAGAGACGGCCCCUCAUAUCCCUGUGGCUGCACCGUCGCCUGUAUUCAACCAUGCAAAUACCGCUGCAAAGGAGAAUGGAGUCGUUGAGAAGCCCAAAUCUCCAGCGCCGGGUGUUGCAUCGACCAUGCUUACUAUCAAGCCUGGCGUUCUGGGGUCUGGCAAAGGACUUGUUCUCAAGGGUGUGCAAGAGAAGCCGACGCUGGUAGCGAAACCACCUGCACCCCCUACCCCUGUUAAGUCGCCGUGGGCGCCAAUUCCCAAGGUCGAUAAAGUUUCCCCGGUUAUCAUGGAAAUUCCAGGCCAGUCAGGGGCGAAGUUUCCAUCCAAGGAUGUUCCCUUGACUAAAACGAAUACCCCUCCUCCUCCCAAGGAGAUCGCGGCCGAUGACUUCAGCCGAGCGCCGUGGCGAGAUGGCGGAGCGGGCGCAAAUAGAGAGCUUUACAACUCCCAGUCGGGCCGUUAUGAACCCGUCCCCGACCGUCGUGGCUCACGACCAGAAGGCCAGCAUAACAGACAGCCCGCACUCUUGCAACGCUCUGGUCAGCAUGACCAGCAAGGACCAGCUGAGCCCUCUGCCGCAUUCCAAACUACCCGAAACAGUGAGCAGCUAGGUCCUUACGGACGACGGCGCGGCUCAUCCAAUGUCAGCGGAGGUAGUGGAUCAUAUAUUCAUCGGCUUAAGGGUCACGACAUGCCCAUGCCGCCUCCUGAGUUUAUCAAUGCCAGGCGUGGAUCAGCGACGGGAGGGACCGAUAGUCCGGCUUCGCCCAGGAAUUUCUCCCCCUCUGGCAUUCAGGGAGGUCCUCGCCAAGGACAGAACUGGCCCGCGAAAGUUUCGCCUGUAGUUUCUCACGCGAUUCCUAUUCAGCACGGCGCUGCAGGGCCUGAAGCGCGACCCGUGCCCCCGCCGGUGCAACAACCUGCCCCUGUUCCUCUAGUCACAGAGGAAGACUAUGAGAUCCAGAAACGACUAAUGCGAGAACGACGCGAGCUUGCCAUGAAGCGUCGUUUAGAGCAGGAAGCACGUGAAGAGGCAGAGCGAAAAGAGCGCAUCGCUUUGAAGCUAGCAGCUUUAGGCCCACCGCCCGAGUCCAACAAGGCCAAGAAAGCUUCGGCAAAGGAUCAAGCUACGACGCCCACACAAAUUCAGCCACGCGAGGCCCUGCCGAUUCAGGAAGUAGCUUCAAUUACUGAGGCAAAGGCAGCCGAGAAGCCCGCCGCAGUGUCAGCGACACCGGAUUCGCCGAAGAAGACAUUUUCGGUUCCGGAUGAAGCGGCCACACAGCCAAAGUCGGUAUCAGAGUCCACCGAGACUCGCGCUCAGGGCAAUACCCACGCCCACCCUUGGCCGAAUACGGCCAAACAGCCCGAUCGAUAUCCUGCGGCGACUUGGGGUGCCACACAACCCGCUACUGCGAAAAACGUUUGGGGCUCUCCCAAUAACAACCGGAGUCUUGGAAACGGGACAUUCAUCACAGAUCUCGGAACCUCGCCGCUUGCACAACUCCCUGCCAAGUCGGGACCUGGCCCAAUUGCGCCCCCAACCAGCGCACGCAGCGCCCUUGUUUCCCAGCCAGCGGCUGUUCCUGCCUCCACGGCAAGACAACCACCCAUUGCGCCUCCCAAGCAAACACAAGCAGCCGAGAUGAACGAGCGAGAACUCAAGCAGAGUGCCUGGGUCAGCGCUGUGCGUCUUGGUGACGAUGCAUUCCGCGAUAUGCUGAAUGCUCAGUACGAUGACCGUGACCGUCGGCUGCAGAAGGAAGGCCGGGCACUGACAGACAUCCAACCGGCCAUCAAGGACACUUGGCGACCCACCAAGCUUGAUGAUAGCGGCGCCCGAGCUGAGGCACCCACCAAGCAAACCGUCCAACUUGGCCAGGAAAACCCAUGGGCUAGCUCAUCAGAGGCAAAGGCUGCGUCUGUGUCGAGCGCAGCCCCUUCAGAGCACAGUGGGCGCCCCCAGAGCGCGGCGCCGGCUCCUAUCCUAGGAACCAAGCCGCCGACGGCUUCCUCGCAGACGAGGGGCUCAAGAUUCUUCCCCCCGGCCCGUGACAUCCGGCAGGAGUCAAACACUGAGGCGGCACGCCCCAAGUCACCGUCCCCGCCUCCUCCAGACAUGGCAGGCCACCCAGCUUUCGACGGCGAUGUGAGCCAUCCACAUGUCUCCUUACCCCCGCCGCCGGUUGUGGUUCGGCUGCCACCUGCCGCUAAGCCCGAGGUACGGGCGCAUGCUUCCCCUGAGGCCAGCAGCGUCUCCACAGCACCCAAGUCACAGGGACCGAGCUUUUCGUGGGCCACGACAGGAGCAUAUAAGGAGAGCGACGCGAUUCCCACCGUACCUGGCUCAGCCGUUAACAGCCAGCGGUCUUCGGUACACAAGCCGGAGAAUAUGUGGCAGGCCAAGAUUGACAGUCUUCUUGGCGGGCGAAAGACCCACACCCAUUCCAAGCCGACGAGCGGUGAUUAUAGAAACCAGAACGCCCACGAUCAUUCGGGGCGCUCCUCGUCAUCUCGGUCCAAUGCUACUUCGAUAGCCGCGAAGGAUGGGUCUGUGACGACCAAGGAUAUGGCGGAGGAAUGCUUUGAGGAGCAGGAGAUGGGAUCUUUGCCUCCCGUCCGGCUCCCUAAUGAGAUUCCGGAAAUGGCUUGGCAGCCAAGCCCCCCACCUAAGCCGCUUCCCAAGAGGUUGUUUGCACAGGUGUCGACGGCGGAGGCUAUCAGAUUCCCCCUCGAUACCAACGCAACCGGCGGUCAUGUGUGGCAUGUCUCACUCCCUGGCCACGAGCUCAAGACGAUUCCAAUUUUAUCUGGCCGUACUCGAAGCAAUCCUCGCCGAGGGGGUGUGCAGCGUGGUGGUCGGACUCCAUCCGUCUCGCACUACCGUCAGGGCAAGGGCCGAGAUGGUUCUUCAUCUUACCUGGCCGACCAGGCGACUGGCGUGUCGGGAUCCAACCCGCCGGCGAGCAGAAGCAGCCGAGGAGGCAGUUUCCGAGGACGUGACAAUUGGUCUCGGAAUUCGGCAGCACCUAUCCAAACCUAG
Molecule: messenger RNA, 3819 nt
Organism: Lasiosphaeria miniovina
Lineage: Eukaryota; Fungi; Ascomycota; Sordariomycetes; Sordariales; Lasiosphaeriaceae
Exons: 3
Coding region: 1-3819 (1272 amino acids)
Source: RefSeq, a predicted model, not a curated record